AUUACUUUUUUAGUAAGAGGUCAGCAAUAUGUUCGUGGAGACACGAGAGGACCAACAUUUAGGCAGAAAAUACCACAUCAAUUGAUUUUUUCCAAUAACACUGGUGCAGAUAUAAAGUGCUCAGCAGAAGGUAUUCCGAAACCCAAAAUAAUAUGGAGAACCAAAGAAGGAAUCGAUGUCACUGAAGUCAAUGGAUUAAGAUAUGUUAGAUCGGAUGGCUCACUAGUUUUUCCACCUUUUUCUUCAACCCAAUACAGACAAGAUGUACACGGAUCACUAUACUAUUGUGUGGCUUCUAAUACAGUUGGUUCCAUAAGAAGUACUGAAGUACAAGUGAGGGGUGUGGUCCAUCAGCGUUAUAAUCCCAACGUAUACGAUCAAUUUAUAAUUCGUGGAAACACUGCUGUUCUUCGUUGUCAUUUGCCAUCUUUUGUACGAGAAUAUGUCAGCGUAGAUUCAUGGCUUCGUGAUGAUGGUGUCACAUAUACUUACUCUGAAGAGAAAGAAAAUAAAUACAUGGUACUGUUAUCCGGAGAAUUAUUACUACAUGAAACAGUCGAAUCCUAUGGAACGUCAAGUUUCCAUUGCAAGACACGUCAUCAUUUGACAGGCGAAUAUUCGGUUAGCACUACUUCCGGGAAAAUUGUCGUGACAGAACCACAUACUUCCACAUUACCCAGAGUGACGUUUAACUUAUCUCAACUUCGAGUAACUCAAGGAGAAACAGCGCAGCUUCCAUGUGUAGCACAAAGCUAUCCUGCACCAACCUAUAAAUGGAUGAAAGAAGUCAGAUCCACCUUAAGUCAAAUAGUAGAAGGGAAACGUAUUUGGAUAUCUCAUGGAGUCUUGACAAUUAAAAAAACAAAAAUGGAAGACAGCGGAAAAUUCGUUUGUAUUGUCAAAAAUAGCGCCGGUGAAAACAGAGCUGAAACUAAUCUCAUUGUCUCUGCUCCUCUAACGGCAUACAUUUAUCCUUCGAUGCUCGUUAUCGAUAUCGGCAGACAAGCCACAUUUAACUGCACAGUAACAGGUUAUCCCAUCCAUACGGUAGUUUGGAAAAAGGACGAGAAACUUCUAUCCCCUAGUUCUAGGAUAAAAUUUCCAACUAAAAACAUAUUACAUAUAGAAGCAGUGAGUAGAGAUGACAAAGGAAUGUAUCAAUGUUUUGUUUAUAGUGAUCAAGAUUCCGCUCAAGCAACGGCAGAACUUAGUAUUGGAGAUGUAGCACCGUAUUUAUUCUCGACCUUCAGUGAAAAAGUAUCAAAACCAACAGAACACGUUACCUUAAAAUGUUCUGCUUCGGGUAACCCAUUGCCAACGGUAAGAUGGAUUGUGGAUGGAGUACCAGUCAGUCCAUCUUCCAGAAUAUCAGUGGGAGAUUAUGUUAUACCUCAGGGUCAAGUGGUCAGCUAUAUCAACAUCAGCGACGUUAGAGUAGAAGAUGGAGGUGAAUACCAAUGUGAAGCAUCAAAUGACGUAGGAAGUAUAGGACAUAAGGCAAGACUUAACGUACACGGACCACCAUUUGUCAGGCCAUUGAGAAACCAUUCUGUUGUAUCUGGGGAAGACCUAAUCCUCAGAUGUCCUUACGGAGGUUAUCCUAUAGAAAGCAUUACGUGGGAAAGAGGUGGAAUAGUUUUGCCUUUAAAUCGGAGACAAAAUAUUGAUAGUAAAGGAACUUUCAUUCUUCGAAACGUGCAAAGAGCUCCUGAUGAAGGAGAAUACACUUGUGUUGUUAGAAAUGCUGUUGGACAAUCAGCAAGUGGGACGACUUAUAUAUCAGUUGUUGUGUCUCCUGUGAUAGAUGCUCAUUAUUUUCCCGAGAACGUGUCAGCAGAUGAAGGAUCAAGAGCUAAACUAAUAUGUAGCACUACGACAGGAGAUCCUCCAAUAAAAUAUCAGUGGCUACACGAUGGAACUGUAGUUACAUCAAAAGAUGAUGUUUCAGUAGAAACACUCGAAGAUUCUUCUAUCAUUAUAUUUCGUCGAGUUACCUCCAAACAUAGAGGUUAUUAUACUUGUUUGGCUUCAAAUUCUGCAGCAUCUUCAAAUAGGACAACUCAAUUUAUUGUAAAUGUUCCACCCAAGUGGAUAAUUGAACCAAAAAAUACUUCGGAUGUUCUAGGAAAUACGGUUCUUAUAGAUUGCUCUGCAACAGGAUUUCCAAUUCCUGCUAUUACGUGGAGAAAAGCAAGAGGUAAUAUCCCGAGUGACUUUACCUUGAGGGACUUGAAAAUGGUAUCUCUUGGCACUGUACUUAAUGCCUUAGUUGACUGUCUGUCGUAUGUUCCACCCAGAUUUGACAUUAAUUAUCGUAGCCACACUGUUAGAACGGCUAGUGAUGCAGUUUUGAAAUGUACUGUCAAAGGAGAACCUCCUCUGUCAAUGGAAUGGCAAAAAAACAAAGAAACUUUGAAAAUAGAAAAAGGAAACAGAUAUUUGAUUAAACAAGAAACCGAUAAAGAGAAAACUACUUCUGAACUUACCAUCAAAUCAACCUCCAGGCAAGAUACAGGAUUAUACACUUGUAUAGCUAAGAAUAAAUUUGGUGUUGACGAUACGAAUAUUCAAUUAGUUAUUCAAGAUGUACCAGAUGCACCAUUGAAUUUAUCUGUCACGAACAUAACUAGUCGCACUAUUUCCUUACAAUGGGAAAUACCUUUCAAUGGGAAUAGUCCAAUAACGGGUAAUUUGGUGCAGUUUAAGACAGUAUCAGAAAAUUGGGAGAAUCCGACAGUACAAACGAUCGUGACUGGAUCCGAAACGAGUGCUCUACUUCGGUCAUUGACGCCUGUUACAUCUUACACGAUUCGAGUCAUUACUGAAAAUGUUUUAGGUCGAAGUGAUCCAAGCGAUAUGAUUAAUGUGACGACAGAAGAAGAGGCUCCUGCUGGCCCACCAAUUGGAAUUUUAGUUCAUUCUACAGGAGCUCAAUCAUUAAAAGUGACUUGGAAGCCUCCGAAAGAGGAAUCUCGACAUGGAAAGAUAAAAGGUUACUAUGUAGGUUACAAAAUAAUCGACAGUUCAGAUUCUCAUCAGUACAAACACGUCGAAAUGUCAGAAGAUGCUGAACAACAAUCAACUUACUUGACAAAUCUUCGUCCCUUCACUAAAUACGCUGUCGUUGUUCAAGCUUAUAAUAAGAUUGGCCCUGGACCUAGAUCUGAUGAAGUCGUGGGCAUGACACUAGAAACGGCACCUCCAACAUCACCACUUCUAACUGCAAUGUCAUCGACAACAAAUUCAGUAGAAGUUCAAUGGGAAAAGGAUUCUAAAGAUAAGUCGACUAUUACAGAGUAUAUCCUUCACUAUAAGACUGAUGAGGGAGAAUGGAAAAAGAAAAGUCUAAGCUCCGCUCUAGAUCGUUAUACUUUAGAAGGACUUCGUUGUGGUACCAAUUACCAUCUUUACAUGACAGCGACCAAUAGUGUAGGAACUGGAGAACCGAGCACUCCCGUGACCGUUAAAACAAAAGGAUUUCCACCAAUGCCCUCUCAGCGAGAUGCAUUUCUCACCAUCAAUUCGACAUUUGUCACACUUCACCUCAAUACGUGGCAAAGUGGAGGUUGUCCUAUCCAUCAUUUUACCGUACAGUACCGGCCAAAAUAUCAAAGAAAAUGGAUGUCGCUACCAGAUAAAAUUUUGGCGCAUCAUGGAAAUGUAACAACUAUCAGGCAAUUAUUACCCGAACGUGAAUACAACAUAAUGGUUACUGCAUACACUGAUGCUGGUGUUACUCAAAACGACUACGAAUUUAGAACUAAGCCUUUACCUAAACUUGUAUUUGCAACUGCAGCCACAAGUUCAGUGAAAAGAGAAACUGACAUACCUAUACAUAAAAACAUCACACUACUAAUUCCUGUUAUCGUAUCAAUAACAGUUGUUUUCAUUGUUAUAAUAAUCGUUGCUGUUUGUUUGAGAAGAUAUCUUCACGAUGGAGUAAAUCAUUCCAGUAAUGGUUAUCAUUCGCGUAAAUCAUAUGACGAAAAUCUAAUGAUGGCAGAAGUUAGCCAAAAAAUGACAAGUCAACAGUCAAUGAAAGAAAGAGGAAUGUAUUGCGCUUCACCCACACACGGACAAGGACCAAAUGUUAUAUCCGAACAAUCAGACAUGACAACAGAUAACCAUCAGUAUGCUGAACCGUAUACGUCAGUUCCUCCACCACGUAGAGUUACAAUCGAAGGUGAUUUCAGAUCGUCGAUGUCUCAAAGACCUUCCAUGGAUGGUACUUUUGCUACAAUAAAACGAAAUCCUUCUAGACCAGCAUCCCGUGCCUCUGUAUCUGUACAAGGGCUUGAUUAUCACGUCAGCCAUCAGAUGAUGAUACAUUCCGAGAAGAGCGAAUACAGCAGUAAUUCAAGUCAGUCAGAAGGCAGUGCAGACAAGUCAAGCAGCCAAUCAAGCGGAAGUAAAAGACAUUUAAGAUGUCAAUGAAUUUAUUAAAAUUCUCUAAAGAGAUGUUUUCUUUUGUACGACGACAAAUAUGGAUUCCAAGUGUAAUUUUAAAUUGUCUCUCACGUGUUUUUUUAUUAGAAAUGCGUGGAUGUGUACAGAGU
Centruroides sculpturatus (bark scorpion) is the source of this 4556-nucleotide messenger RNA. RefSeq names its product Down syndrome cell adhesion molecule homolog. NCBI's taxonomy places the organism in Eukaryota, Metazoa, Arthropoda, Arachnida, Scorpiones, Buthidae. Gene Ontology annotation, biological process: dendrite self-avoidance; axon guidance; homophilic cell-cell adhesion. The annotation marks the transcript as partial. The transcript has 26 exons. Gene Ontology annotation, molecular function: cell-cell adhesion mediator activity. The record is from RefSeq and is a predicted model, not a curated record. Gene Ontology annotation, cellular component: axon; plasma membrane.